Molecule: messenger RNA, 474 nt
Organism: Micromonas commoda
Lineage: Eukaryota; Viridiplantae; Chlorophyta; Mamiellophyceae; Mamiellales; Mamiellaceae
Exons: 1
Coding region: 1-474 (157 amino acids)
Cellular component (GO): gamma-secretase complex
Source: RefSeq, a predicted model, not a curated record
AUGGAGAUCGAGCGUCGCGAGGACGCCGACGCCGACGACGGCGACGGCGAACCUCUCGUCGCCACCGUCGACGCGACGGAGGGCAUCCCGACGCGACGCGCGCGCGACCUCGCGCGCAGGCUCUGGUACCUCGGAUGGUUCGGGCUUCCGCUGGCGUGGGUGUACUGCGCGUGGAUGUUCUGGCCGCACAUCGCGCCGGAUCCGCCCGACGCGUCCGACGUGGGGCUCACCGCGGGCGUCGGGGACGACGACGCCGACGACGACGGCGGCGGCGGGGGGGGCGCGUACCCGAGCGAACGGACGCGGCGGGAUCCGGUGGUGGCCAAGUACGCGGAGUUGUCGAUGCGAGGGGCCAAGAUCGCCGGGUCGGUGGUGGUGGCGUGGGCGGCGACGUUCCUGUUGGGGGGCGAGCGGGUGGUGGGGGAGACGCUGUGGAACAGGUGGAGCAUCACGGCGCUGCCGCCGUUGGCGUAG